This is a messenger RNA of Meira miltonrushii, 1475 nucleotides long. RefSeq names its product DNA glycosylase. NCBI's taxonomy places the organism in Eukaryota, Fungi, Basidiomycota, Exobasidiomycetes, Exobasidiales, Brachybasidiaceae. The transcript has 3 exons. The record is from RefSeq and is a predicted model, not a curated record. Gene Ontology annotation, biological process: base-excision repair, AP site formation; DNA alkylation repair; base-excision repair. The coding region runs from base 1 to 1422 and encodes 473 amino acids. Gene Ontology annotation, molecular function: alkylated DNA binding; DNA-7-methylguanine glycosylase activity; DNA-3-methyladenine glycosylase activity. Gene Ontology annotation, cellular component: nucleus; protein-DNA complex.
AUGACGCUAACGCCUUACAGAUCUUCCCGUUUUGCAUCCAUCCAUAAGAGAUUUUGGAUGCUGGCCAUCAUCAAUACAAGAACAAUAAGCUUGCUAUUACUUCGAAGGAUAAGAAUUACAGAGAUGGUCACAUUACGAACACGACAAGCAAAACAUCAUAAUGAAACGGUCAUUCCGCCUAAACCAGAAGAAAGUAUCGCAAAGAAUUUUGUACGACAGAAAUCCACCGUCGCCAGCCAGGUGAACGGUACAAAACGUACGAAAGUUGAAAAUGGAACAGAAACAAUUGCGAUCGCAACAUCUGUAGCCGAAACACCUUCUCCGAAGAAGCGGAAAGCUACACCAAAGAAAGAGAGCGGGAAGCCGGCCACUGCACAUGUUGCAGAAGAAGAACAGCUACCGCUAUUAAGUCGUGAUGAAGUGAGCAAAGCAACAACGAUUGAUUAUCCAAGACUACCGUUCGAUCUGGAUGAAGCUGUUUCUCACUUACGCUCGGUAGAUUCCAGAUUCGAUACGAUGUUGGAACAAAUCGAAUUAAAGCCCUAUCAGGAAUUAGUUGAUGGCAGGGUACGUGAAUUGGACCUCUUUCGCACUCUGGCAACGUCCAUAUUGGGUCAACAAGUCAGCUGGCUAGCAGCAAGGGUGAUUGUAUAUCGAUUCGUUCGCUUGUUCCAUACGGAGCUUCCUGAAAAACCCGAUUUUGAUGCCAUACCGAGGGACUCGCUACCCUUUCCUCAUCCUAUAGAUGUUUGUCAAUCCGACGAUGCAUUCUUGCGUACGGCAGGCUUGAGUGGAGCAAAGGUGAAAUACGUCAAAGAUGUUGCAAGAAGGUUUAGUGAUGGUAGAUUAGAUGCACGUAAAAUCAUUACCCUAAACGAAGAAGAUUGUAUUGCGGAAUUGGUACAGAUCAAAGGUGUUGGAAGAUGGACGGCAGAAAUGCUAUUGAUGUUCGCAUUGAGAAGAGGAAACAUCUUACCUGUUGGAGAUUUAGGCGUUCAACGUGGAAUGGUAAUCUUUUUUACUUCAAAUUCAAAUCAACUCAAAAUCGAAGAAAAGAAAAGAAAACAAAAACAAGCAAAAAAAGAAGACGUUCACGAUUCACAAGAAAAGGUAACCGUCAUAGAAGAUCAUUUGACAGAAUCGCAAGCUCAGGUCGAAAGAGAGAUUCCGAACAUUGAUAAUAUCAAAGACGAACAUGAAACUGGACCGCACUUCAGUGCACCUCCCACUAACGGUCACACAAGUUACAAGAUUCCGCCACUACCCGAAGGAAUCUCUCCUUCCCUACUAAAGACUAGGCGAGAAGGAAAGAAGGCAAAAGGAAACGUAUACUUGACCCCUCCCGAGAUGGAAGCAUUGGCAGCAGAAUGGGCUCCUUUCCGCAGUAUUGCAGUGUACAUGAUGUGGGCUUUAGUAGACUGAGACAGCACACGCAAAUACUGUAUCAUACAAAUAUCCAUCAAAAGGUAUCAUUA